UGUUUUAUUAAGCUGAAACUGUAUAAAAAGGGUUAUUAUAGUAUAAAUGAAUACAUGGUUGAUAAUAAUCCCUGGGAAUGAGGUGGUCGCUUCCAAGCAGUUUCUAAAAUAAAUUUUCUAAAUAGUUUGUAAUCAUUUAUAUUGUAAAAUUUAUUUUAAAAAAAAAGUCCCGCUGGGUUUCUUGCUGGUUCUUCCCAGGACAGAGGGUUUUUUUUCGAACCAGUGGUAAAGUAAAAAAUGACUUUCAAUAAGAAUUACACAUGUAAUGUAUAUUGAAUAAAAAAGUAUUCUAUUCUAUUCUAUUCUAUUCUAUUCUAUUCUAUUCUGGCAUCUGGUUCUGACGACGCGAGGGUCAAGCUGUGGGCCCUUAAUGCAGAGUGAUCCGUUGCCACACUCGAGGCCAAGUUCAACGUGUGCUGUGUUCGCUUCAACCCGAAGUCCUCGUGUCACUUGGCCUUGGCGGAUCACUGCGUGCACUACUACGACCUACGGGCCCCCCGGGUCCCACACGCCGUCUUCCGAGACCACAGGAAGGCGGUCUCGUACGUCAAGUUCCUGGAUUCGAGGACGCUGGUCUCCGCGUCCACGGACUCGCAGCUGAAGCUGUGGCGGGUAGAGUCACCGCGAUGUGUGCGUUCUUUCACCGGACACGUCUUGUCUUUCACAAACAAAAAAACUUACAGUGCAAGAUUAAUAUUUCUUUUCUAGGGUGUGACAAACGAGCAGACAGUCCAUCUGAUGGUAAUUGGAUGCUGUGAUUCUUAAACAUCUAUCUCCUUUAUUACGAACAGGGUAUUCAAUCUUAGUACAAAAAGUUAAGAUAUUGCAGAAAAAUAUUCGUACUAAUUUGUGUUGAAAGUUAAAUGUUAGAAAACCAAUACAAUUUUGUAGUUUUUUAACUUAGUAGCAUUAUAAUUUAAUACUUCUAUCUCAGUAAUACAGAGAGCACCACCGGCGAGACAUUAUGGUACCAAAUUUGAAACAUAUAUGAUCGUGCGAACUGCAGUUGUACUGAUCGUACUCCUAAAAUUGGUAUAAUAAUCUGCCUAACAAUUUGCGAAUUUAAUUCUCUUUUGGUAGAAUUUUAUGAAACUAUAGAAGAAAAUAAUAACCCCGUGAGCUUUGUAAAAAUAUAGUUUUUAUUGAAUAAUUAUUUUGCUCAAUAUUUUAGUAAAUAAUAUUACACGAUAAACAUUUUAAAAAUAUAUAUGUAGGAAGUAUAAUUGAGUAUAGUACAGUGACUGAUUUUGUAGUUGGGAAUAAUAAUUAAUUCGUUUACACGAAUUAAUUAUCCAACGAGUCGAGGAUAAACUAGUAACGGAAUACGACAAGCGCACCGUUCCACGUCAGAGCCAAGACGUGUCUUAACGACGGCCGCCCCGUCCGUUUUAUACAAGCAGGACGGGUGGCAACGCAGGUACAAUGCCGCAGGUGUGCGGUACACGUGUCGUUUACAAGAAUUCUGUCUAACCAGACCGACGCCAGCGCACCUACAACGGUGCAGGUGCCGUCAUAUAUUUUUGCUAUUAUUGUUUUGAAAUUAGUAGAAGUAGAAAUUUUAUUGACGGCCACUCCGGACGGGAUAUUCAAAUCAAAACAAAAUGGUCUCAAAUGUCAAUUUAUCGUGCUUCCAGUCGGUGGUUUGAUUAAAUUCGAUAUUUUUGCAUUUUGCAUUUUCUUGUAGAGUUUAUUGAGUUGAGUUGAGUGCCGUGUCCUCCUCCUCCAGGUCUACGUUGGAUUGUGCGAAAUUGUUCACUGUUUAUGUUUGAGAUAGAGACUCGUUAUAUUUAAUAAUAAUAAUAAUAAUAAAGAGUUUUAUUUGUCUCAAUUCACACAUGAUAGUUAAAAUUAUACAAAAAAAUUAUCACAAACUUAUCUAGCAACAUACUUAAGUGAAAACAUACAUUAAAAAAAAGAGACAAACUGGCCUGUGACUCAGCUAUGUGGUGAUUUGAGGUCACCGCUGGUAUUCUGCCACAGCCAACUUUUAAAAAACACAGUAUCUUAACCUUAUCUUGGCAUUGACGUGAAACAACGUAAAGAAAAGACUAAAAUGUAUAAACAUGUAAAUCGGCAAAUUUAUAUAAUAUGAAACUUAAUACCUGCCUCCAAUUUUUGUUGUUCAAGUAACCAUACUUUGCAUUUCUUUCCAAAUGAUUUUAUAUUCACGAUCUCCUGUAAAGGAGGAGGUAUAUUAUUCCAAAUUUUGUUAAAUUCUUUUGUUUUAGUGAUUUAUAGGACUUCAGAUAUUAUGUCGCUAUCUAGUAAAAAGUGUUGUGUUCCUGGUUGUAUGGAUUCAGGCAGUAAGUUUCUUAAUUACUUUAAAAUCUUAGCGCCCAAUCAAAGACAUAAGUAACAUACUAAAGAAAAAUGCAAGUUGCAGUUACUUGCGUAGCACACAUGUAUCCAAGGGUUUGUCGAGGGAGAGAAGACAAAAACUAGAUUGGACUGCCCAACAAGAACAAGUUUAGCUAGACAAAAUUACACUGUAUAGAAGCAGUAAUGUUAUUUUAUCUACUCUUCCGUCGAAAAAGCCCUUGUCUACGGUUAUCAUGCUACGCAUGCUUGUCAAAGUGUCAAACUAAAAUGAGUUUUUGGAAUAGUGAUCCAUUAUUUUUUUUAUAAAGGAUAGGGUGACAAACGAGCACACAGUCUACCUGAUGGUAAGUGGUUGCUGUGGCCCAUAGACAUCUACAUUUAUCCUCAAAUGUAGAUGCGUUGUCACCCGUGAGGACUAGCUACUACUAGAUAGAAUGGCCUCUUUUCCAGUAAAAAGGGUCUCUGGUUCUCUACACUCACCAUACGAAACACAGCAGCAUGAAGCUGCUAUUUGAUGCUGAUAUUCUGUGAGAGCGUGGUCCUUCCCCGGUCGAGCCGACCCAUUCGUGCUACAACUAUACUACUAAUAUAGCUGUAGCAUGGCUCUACCAUGUAAAAAAAAAAAGCGUCAGUAGCCUAAUGGCAGGGCGCAGACUGCGAACUCGAAAGGUCGUGGGUUCGAAUCCGCCAUUCGACUACUGUCGUGAACCACUUCUAACACAAGCAUUUUAAGCUUACCAGAAGUGGUUAAAGGGAAUAUUAGUACUGUUUAAUAAUGUUACUAGUAUCUAUUUUUUAAAAACAAAAAAAAAAUUAGGUUGGACUUUGACAAGACCCCUAUAAAGUUAUAUGUACAUAUUAAUCUUUUGGCCUAAGACCAGUUAAUUUUGCAGGUCCUUGGACCACACUCUGAUCGGGUUAACUAUGUAACUUAAAUAAGAAUUAAUAACUUAAAUUAACAUAUGUUUAUUUCUGUUCAGGUAUGCAGAAGCCUCUGCAUUUAUUUCCGAAUCCAGUGAAAGACAGACUACGCUUUAAUAUAUGGGUCCAUUCUAUUGGAGGUGAUAUUAUUGGGUUGGAAUCUGAUGACAUAUACAAACACCGCCGUGUGUGUCAUGCUCACUUUGAAGAAAAGUUCUGUUGCCGCUAUGGUAGAUUGAAUAAUAUUGCUACACCAACAUUAAACCUGCCAGGACCACUGGCCUUACCCCAAUUCACCUUUCCAGAAAGAAGACCACUACGACAGAUGCAAUACUUACCAGAACAUGUACCGUCAACCACAAAAGAUUUUGCGGUUGAUGCAUUGGCUACAUCCAGUACAUAUGCUUGGAUGGAAGAAAACAUAGAUCCAUCUGUUGUCAUCUCAGAUGUGUCAAAUACUAUAACUAAAGUAAAUGUAGCUGAGAAUGCAAUACCAGAAUUGUCAAGCAUUAUAAAAGAAUCUCCUCUUGAAGUAAAUGUAGCUGAGAAAAUAUAUAACAG
Messenger RNA from Parnassius mnemosyne (clouded apollo), 3801 nucleotides. Lineage: Eukaryota; Metazoa; Arthropoda; Insecta; Lepidoptera; Papilionidae. The record is from the annotation of a GenBank genome assembly.